Fulvia fulva is the source of this 1395-nucleotide messenger RNA. Its product is annotated as Brix domain-containing protein. Gene Ontology annotation, molecular function: rRNA binding. Gene Ontology annotation, biological process: rRNA processing; ribosomal large subunit assembly. NCBI's taxonomy places the organism in Eukaryota, Fungi, Ascomycota, Dothideomycetes, Mycosphaerellales, Mycosphaerellaceae. The coding region runs from base 1 to 1395 and encodes 464 amino acids. The transcript has a single exon. The record is from RefSeq and is a predicted model, not a curated record. Gene Ontology annotation, cellular component: preribosome, large subunit precursor.
AUGGCCAAGAGAAGAGUGAAGAAGCGCACACAUGUUGGCUCGAAGCCCGGUCUCGGGCCUGGGUCAGGCAAAGCAGGAAGUCAUGCGCCGCCCAAGUCAGGCACGCGACCGCCGAAGAGCAUGGUCAUUCGGGUAGGAGCCAGCGAGGUUGGCCAGAGCAUAUCGCAGCUUGUAAGAGAUGUGCGAGGAAUGAUGGAGCCGGACACAGCUUCGAGGCUGAAGGAGAGAAGAUCGAACAAGCUACGCGACUUCACCACCAUGGCCGGACCGCUGGGCGUCACACAUCUUAUGCUGUUCAGCAAAAGUGCCAAUGGCAAUACGAAUCUGAGAUUGGCGUUGACACCAAGGGGACCGACCUUCCACUUCCGAGUCGAGAAGUACAGCUUGUGCAAGGAUGUUCACAAGAGCAUGAAGAGACCGAAGACUGGUGGAAGCGAACACCUGACAGCACCAUUGUUGGUCAUGAACGGGCUGGUCUCGAAGGACGAGGAGAAUGGAGAGCCAAAGCCGAAGGUACCCAAACAUCUUGAGACCUUGACGACGGAGGUCUUCCGAUCACUGUUUCCUCCCAUCAACCCUACACGGACACCUCUAUCGGACGUGAAGCGCACGAUGCUGCUCGAGCGAGUACCCCAGGACCCCAGCUCAGAUGCUGCACAAUACAUCCUCAACCUCAGACACUACGCGAUCGAAACCCGAACAGCGAAAUCGGUGCCUAAACCUCUUCGACGACUAGACGCAGCCGACAAGCUUGCGCACGCUGGCCAGAAACGAAAGCGUGGCGCGCUCCCAAAUCUGGGCAAGCUCAAUGACGUCUCCGACUACCUCCUCGACCCCCAAGGUGCCGAUGGCUUCACCUCAGGCUCAGAAUCUGAACCCGAUACAGACGCCGAAGUCGAGAUAGUGGCCGCAACAGCACGGAAAGUCCAAAAGCGAAAGGCCCAGAAAGACACCUCAGAACGCAGAGCAGCAGCGGGCGCAAAUGUCGAGAAGAAAGCGAUAAAACUUUACGAGCUAGGACCACGGAUGCGGUUGCGGCUCACAAAAGUGGAAGAGGGCGUCUGCAAUGGGAAGGUGAUGUGGCACGAGUAUAUCCACAAGACACCAGAGGAGAUCAAGAAGAUGGAUAAGAAGAAGGAGCAGGAGAGACAGGUCAAGGACAGGAGGAGAGCUGAGCAGAAAGCGAAUGUGGAGAAGAAGCGGGCGGAGAGGAAAGCUAGUGGGCAGCAUGGAGAGGAAGACGACGAUGAAGACGAGGAUCUGGAAGAUCUCAGUGAUGACGACGAGUGGGAUGAUGAUGAGAUGGAGAACGAUGAGGAGGCUGAUGGUGGAGCAGAGAUCGAGGAUGAUGAGAUGCGAGACGGAGGGAGCAGUGAGGACGAGGAUGCUGGCUAG